Messenger RNA from Metarhizium album ARSEF 1941, 207 nucleotides. RefSeq lists its product as uncharacterized. The coding region runs from base 1 to 207 and encodes 68 amino acids. NCBI's taxonomy places the organism in Eukaryota, Fungi, Ascomycota, Sordariomycetes, Hypocreales, Clavicipitaceae. The transcript has a single exon. The record is from RefSeq and is a predicted model, not a curated record.
AUGGCGCUCUGCUUGUCGUCGAUGCCCUGCAGCCAGUGUCCGAAGGAGGCGCCGCCCAGGGCGUACGCCGGGUACGCCCACAGCGACGACUUGUUGAAGAAGGGGCGCAUCUCGAUCCCAACCUGCCAGAAGCGCACGGCGAGGCCUGCGUUGCACCCGGACGUCAGCGAGCUCCUUCCCUGCUGUGCACUGUACUGUACUGUGUGA